This is a messenger RNA of Lampris incognitus (smalleye Pacific opah), 4545 nucleotides long. RefSeq names its product tpd52 like 2b (gene tpd52l2b). The record is from RefSeq and is a predicted model, not a curated record. Gene Ontology annotation, cellular component: cytoplasm. The transcript is spliced from 7 exons. NCBI's taxonomy places the organism in Eukaryota, Metazoa, Chordata, Actinopteri, Lampriformes, Lampridae. Bases 175 to 786 code for a protein of 203 amino acids.
UGUUCGCUUGUGUCUUGACGACGAGUUUGCCCGAGUUGGGUGUCCGUCACCGAACAGGGAAGGUCUAUGUUUGUCAGAGUGGAGAGUACACUGUACUAGUUUGCUGUUCGCGUUUCUCAGUAGUUAACCCUAAAAUUUAACUAAAAAGUCUCCCGAUUCGACCAGUUCGACGCCAUGGACCCCGCCAGCCAAGAUAUCAACCUGAACUCUCCUAACAAGGGUCUUGGUGUGGAUCGUUCAGACAGCCUGUCAGAUGCGUCUGCUGAAGGAGCAGUGGGGAGCUCAGUCAGCUCUCUGCCACCCGGCCUGUCAGAGGCAGAGGCUGAGGAGCUACGCAGCGAGCUCCUGAAGGUAGAGGAGGAGAUCAGCACCUUGCGCCAGGUGUUGUCAGCCAAAGAGAGACACGCAACAGAGUUGAAGAGGAAACUGGGCCUCAGCCCGCUUGAUGAGCUCAAACAGAACUUCAGCAAGGGCUGGCAGGAAGUACAGACCUCCAACGCAUUUCUGUCUGCCUCUGCCACUUUGGAUGACAUAGCCCGCUCUGAAGCGUAUAAGAAGACUCAGGAGACUCUUUCCAAGGCAGGACAGACGACCAGUGCAGCCUUCUCCACAGUGGGCACCGCCAUCAGCAGGAAACUGGGAGACAUGAGGAAUUCUGCAACCUUCAAAUCAUUUGAAGACAGAGUUGGAAACCUCAAGUACAAGGUGGUUGGAGCCAGAGGAAAUGGAGAGGCCAACGGCUCUCCGACCGACUCCAGCCCUGCUCAGGACAAAGCACCCUUCUGAAUGCACCUUGCCUCCUUAACCCCCUCUGCCUCCUUCCUCACGACCCAAGACUGUACUGUUAUCGCCUCAAACAUUCGCCUUUUGACCUUUCACCUCCACAACUCAUCACUCAAUCAACUCCCCCCUCCCUUCCACCAAGGUCUAUAAAUAACGAGGUUGACAGGCAGGAUUAAACAACAACCCCCCGACCCACCCACCUAUUAUAGGAUGACUUAGGACCAGCACGUCACGAGACAAGCAUGUCCCAAAAAUAAAAAUUAUUGACUGCUGGUCCCACAGUCACUUCACCUUCAUGUUGUUGUAAACAAAACUUUGUUUUGUCAUUGUUGUCUAUACCGGAGUAAUUUAUAGACCUUGCCUCCCUACCACCUCGUCACAACACCACCUUCUGCAUCUACUUCCUCCUUGGUUAGGUCCCACCUGUGUCAAAUCAGCAAGCUUGGCCUUUACACAUUUUCGUAACCAGGUUGUUGUUAAGUCGCCUGGUUAAACAAAGGCAUUGAAAACAUUAACAUGUCAGUGGGCUCCUUAGCUUAAUCACCCUGAGAUCCUAAAGAGAACUGUAUUCUCGUGCAACCCAGGGUCGUUGAAUGAUAUUUUCUAUAGGAAGCCAGUAAAAAACAAAGAUGAGAAAAAAAUUUGGGGUCUUAAUGCACAGUUACAGAAUCCAGGAUAUUUAUAGGAUUUGAAAAUUAUAAGCAGCUUGUCUGUCCAUAUAAAUAAGUGAAAUAAUAUUUACUCAUGCCUAUUCUAUCAGCUCUGCUCUGUGCAUUCGUGUUCUGUGCAGCUCCAGAGAUCAGGUGCCAGAAGCCUACUGCCAUCAGUUUUGUAUAGAGACAUUUUGGGGUUUGACUGUAGAUGAGGGACCCGUACAAGAAGAAACCUUAGGCCUGCUACUGCUACACACGUGCAUAUCUCAUCUCAUCUGUAAAACACUCACCACGCCGCCAUGAUGACCACGGUCUCGUGUUACACAACGCCACAGGACAUGGGAGGGGAAAAACCCAUUUUGUAUUAUAAACUAUUUUACACUGCUUUGCAUAAUGUUUUUACAUAACUUUUAUCUAUGUAUAAAUCUAUAUGAAUAAACUCUAUUGUACCUGAUGCUGUUGACGCAGGCAGUUACCGGGUUGGUAGGUAAACGGGGAUGGUGAGACUUAAGAUACAGGGAAUACAAAGGCACACUAUGGGUCAGUUUCACUGACAUGACAAGCCUUUUCUUGAGACUUAAAGGGAGGGUGUUCCCCUGAUGGAGAUUUACUUUUGGCAUUUCUAUGAAGUCGAAGAAAUGUUUUAGUCUUGAGUUUGAAACCAACUUUAGACAUGUAGAUAGUCCUGCAGCUGUUUUGUACCCAUUUGGGCACCAAUUCCAGUCAGAAAAAGGUAGAAGUUGGAUUACAAUUGGUUUCGGGUGAGAGAAAAAAAAAAGAGGCGGUGCAACCCCAAGUGCACCCAAAGGGUUAAAGAACACGUUCGUUCAGACUACUUAAAUGGGGAAUUUGUAACCCUGGUUUGGCUGCAGUUGCCCCCUUUUUUAACACAACCCCAAUAUGAGAUGAUGCUUUGCUGUGUACACUACUUGGCGAAUGUUGAUGCUUCUCUAUUGGCCUUACUCAUUUUAAGCAUUUCAUCAGUUUAUCAUGGUUUACCUUGUAGAAAGUAUUUCCCUUUUCUGUUUCUGUCUCCUAAAGUUGUAUAGAUAAGGUCAAUAGAAGUAAGGAAGGAAGGAAGGGAUUAGCAUGUCUUGAUGUGUAGGGUCAGUAGCUUGCUACUUGCAUCUAAAACUGUCAACUGGAAAAAAAAUGUUUGCUGCCAUGGUGAAAAAAUUCAAGCUACAACACGCGCGGACACACACACACACACACACACACACUGAGGCCCUUAUUUACUUCUUUCAAACCUGAUCUUUGACCUAUAUCAUUGUACUAGGUCAAGGUGUGAAGAUGACGGAAGUCUAACUUUGUGUUCUUCACAACAUAUUAAAAUGUUCAUGUUUCUUUAAAGCAGGUCAUUUUUCCCCCCCGAAGGCUGAAUUUUCAUCUUUUUUUUUUCUUCUUUUUUUUUUUAAACGAGGAAAAAUAAUUUGCAGAAGCCAGUCAAACACGGCUCAUACAUGGGUGUCACUCAAUGCACGCAGACACACACACAUAUACAAACACUCCCUGAAUGCAAACAUCACCUGAUUUUACAGUCUGGUGUUCAGCCAAACGUAGUCACCCUUUGCCAAUGUCCUACUCGCCUCCGUGGACUUGGCCUGCCUCUUGGCCUGCCUCCACGCUCGCAUGCACAAACACAAAAUGAACACCUAAUAUAAUAUAUUUAAGUUUUGUAACUUACAACUUGGCCAACAAAAAAAACAAAAUAGUGACAUUAAAACCUUAUAAAGCGGUAAAUAUGAUGGUAGCACAGUCACUUUUUUUUUAAUAACCAAUGAAGUUACAAUAUUUUUUUUUUCUGUGUUUUUCAAGAGAUGGGACGCUCACUCUCUGCCUUCUGUUUCUGUCCAAGGUUGGCGAUACAAGGGCAACAGGCUCUAAGGUGUCUGACAUGGUUGGAUGUUGGAGCAGGGGAUAACUUGGUGCAAGAAACGAAGGACUCCACAUUUACAUGAUCAAUAUUACUUUAACAAGUACUGUUUCUCAAAUUGUUGGGUUAUACAACGGGUUCUGCAACAUUUUCGAGGCAGUGGUCUGUAAUAGCCAUAUUUCCACCCCAGUCAUUUUGCUCCUCCAAGUCAAAUGCUUUAAAGUGGCAGCAAAUUUAAAACUAUCGCCCCAAGUGGAAGUAGGAUUACCAUAUCAGACAAAAUAUAGCGGGCUCUGAACUGAGAAGUACAUGAUGUAAGUAAACUGUUCCAGUCAAACAGAAUCUCCAACUGAGACUGCUGCAAAGAUGUCACUAUCACCACCCAAGUGUUUCCUUUUUCUUUGUUUUGUUUCCAUUGUGUUUGUGUUGUUUCUUCUGGAAUUACUAUUGCUGGUAGAUGUGGUAUUUAGAUACUUUUUAUCUUUUGGCUUCUUCCUUUUUGGGUGAGGAGGAGUUUGAGAGGGAUUAUUGUUUGUAUAUUACAGUUGCCAUCAGUUGAAUUUUGCCAAGAUUUAUGUACCUGUUACAAAACCUCUGUUUUCCCUUCACUGAAUCUUUAUGCUGCAGCAAGAUGAAGAUGCAGAAACGCGCUGCAAGAAAAGUCAGACUGAAAUGAGUCACUUCAUUUGGCAUUGGUCUAAAAUAAGUGGGGGGGGGGGGAUGAAGGAAUUUGACUAGCAAUGCAUUUUCACUCCAAAGUCCCUUUUUUUGAAACAAGUGUAAAAUUAUGUCGGAAACAUGGUGGGACUUCUCUCCUCACUGGCAUUUCCCCCCACUAGUUUUAAUGGCGGGUCACUUUAAAGACUGAACACUGUGAUGAAGUGAUUUCUUAAGCCUGACUGUUUUUGCGCGUGUGGCAUGCUGCAUAUACAAAGUUAAGAAUCUGAUGGUGGAUUAAGCCUAAAGGGUAGUAAUUGUAGCCUACUUUUGUUUUUGGGUGCCAAUGAGAAGCAAAACAAACGGCAUAUUUAAUGCUGGCCAUUGCAGAGGAUGGGAGAUUGUUAGAGGUCAUACUAUAGCUUUACUUAGGUCUUUGGCCUAGUUGAUGUAGAAUAUCAAAAGGGAUCAGAUUUGGAGGACAGCAGUGAGUAAAUGAAAGACAUUUUGUUUUGUUGUAUGUGUUUGGAUAUCAAUAAAGCAUUCCUUUAAAUGAAACCCGUUUCAUAGUGGUUC